AAAUCUCGAUCUCUGCGUUCCAUCGCAGGCGCCUCCGUCGACGGCGCUUCAGUUCCCGCCAGCCGCCAGUCAAGGUCCUUCUUGCUGCGUCCUUCUGGGCUGCCGCCGCCCGUCAUAGUAGCUUCAGCUGGAGCAGACAUGGAAAACGGCGGCAUCCCUUCAUCAGUGCACGCUACCGUGUUCAAACAAUCGGAGUCUCUCGAGGGGAAAGGCCAUGAGAUCAAAGGCUACGACUUCAACCAGGGCGUGGACUACCCUCAGCUGCUUAAAUCAAUGGUCUCAACUGGGUUCCAAGCUUCCAAUCUCGGCGACGCAAUUUCAGUUGUUAAUCAGAUGUUAGACUGGAGGCUUGCUGAUGAGGCCAUUGCUGAAGAUUGCAGUGAAGAAGAGAAGGAGCCUGUAUAUAGAGAGUCAGUGAGGUGCAAGAUUUUCUUGGGGUUCACCUCAAAUUUGAUCUCUUCCGGCGUUAGAGAUACAGUUCGUUAUCUCCUUCAGCAUCACAUGGUUGAUGUGGUGGUCACAACUGCAGGUGGCAUAGAAGAAGACCUUAUCAAAUGCCUAGCCCCGACUUACAGAGGGGACUUCUCUUUACCUGGAGCUCAACUGCGUGCAAAAGGGUUGAAUCGCAUCGGCAACUUGUUAGUUCCUAAUGAUAACUACUGCAAGUUUGAGGACUGGGUUAUUCCCAUUUUUGACCAGAUGUUAAAAGAACAAACUGAAAAUGUAUGGCUUUUGCUCAUGUUGGCUUUAUCCAUUUCAGAGAAUACUCUAUGGACGCCAUCGAAGUUAAUUGCUAGACUCGGGAAAGAGAUUAAAUGUGAAAGCUCAUACCUUUAUUGGGCAUACAAGAACAACAUUCCAGUGUUUUGUCCUGGAUUAACUGACGGUUCACUUGGGGACAUGCUGUACUUUCAUUCCUUCCGCAAUCCAGGAUUGAUUGUGGACAUAGUUCAAGAUAUCAGGUCCAUGAAUGGGGAGGCUGUUCAUGCAACUCCAAGAAAAACGGGGAUAAUUGUUCUUGGAGGUGGGCUUCCCAAGCACCACAUAUGCAAUGCCAAUAUGAUGCGAAAUGGUGCAGAUUAUGCUGUUUUCGUCAACACAGCGCAGGAGUUUGAUGGCAGUGAUUCUGGAGCUCAGCCUGAUGAGGCUGUUUCUUGGGGGAAAAUACGAGGCUCUGCCAAAACAGUAAAGUACCCUAUGCAUCCUCUGGGCCCUUGGCUCUCGAAACGGACUCCCAACUCCCGGGGAACACAUGAACCUGUGAUCAAAUUCAUUCUCGAAUUGGAAAGAGUUGGGUCCAGCUGGUGCUUGUGGUGCCCGAUUGGGCGACUUCGGUGAAGUGAACCUGUUUGACAUGCUGACUCAACAGGACUCAAUGUCAAUUGGACACAGAUGAAACAGAUUGAAUCUUUUGUUAUGAAUCAUUCAGCAUGGUUCAUUGUGAUGCAACGAUUGCUUUCCCGCUGCUAGUUGCUGAGUCGUUUGCUGCAAGGCAAGACAGAACCAUGAAGACAGGAACUUGAUUUAUGGUGGCUACUUGCAGUUAAGUUAACAAAGUCAGCGGACAUUUAAGAUUAACUUACCCUACCCAUUUAAAGGUUAAGCUUCUAUAGUUCUACAUAGAACAUGUGUGACUGGGAACAACAGCAUUGCUGAAUUGUUCUACUGGCAGAGUAACAAUAGCCAUAUAUGAUCGGGAGGCGCAGCGUUUGCUAUUACAACCGAAUUGUUCUACUUACUCAUUUUCGUCGAGGACUCUGUCCUUACUAAACAGAAAAAAGUUUGCUAUUACAACAAACCCACCACUAAUUAUCGAAGACACUGCUCUAGAAUCACUUCUCAUUUAUGCGUAUUUUUCUUGUUGAAGAGGAAUUAUUCCUGUGCCUCCUUGACCACAUUCAUCACCCAGACCCUGCAAGUUUGAUUUUCAGCCAAAUAGGAC
Molecule: messenger RNA, 1942 nt
Organism: Linum tenue
Lineage: Eukaryota; Viridiplantae; Streptophyta; Magnoliopsida; Malpighiales; Linaceae
Source: the annotation of a GenBank genome assembly